Staurois parvus is the source of this 828-nucleotide messenger RNA. NCBI's taxonomy places the organism in Eukaryota, Metazoa, Chordata, Amphibia, Anura, Ranidae. The record is from the annotation of a GenBank genome assembly.
ACCAAUAACCAUGUGCACCAGGCAACAUCAAACAGUCUGUCAUCAGUACUAGCAAAAAGCAAUUUUGCGGUGAGCCACAGUUCCCUGAUUAACAAAAAUCUGAACAGGAAAGAAUCGCUAAAGGAGAUUUUACAGGAUAUUUCCAUACAAAAGGACUGCUUUUCACAUUCAUUGAAUGGGGUUUCUAAACUCAAAGACUCCCUCCUAACUAACUGUGAUCAAGUACAACAGUCAACAGAAGAUUGGCCAGAUUGGAGUGAAUCAGAAGGGAACACAAGCGAGAAGAUCCCCAGUGUACAUGAUAUUACAGAAACUAAUGACAGAUCAGAAUUGGAGCAAUGGAUUGAUUUUAGCUUGCCCUGUGAUAGUUCAAGAACUGUGACAAUUCCUGUUGACAAGUUUGUUCAUCUGUCUUCUGUAAACCCUGUUUCUGAACUGGACAAGAGUACUAAUAGCUGGAGUUCACAUACUGUGAAACAGAAAAAGGAAUCUAAGACAGAUCCUGUCCCAGAACAGGUCCCAAAAAAUAGGUUUGAGUCUGGAUACAGUUUGGGAGAUGAAUUCACGAUAAAAGUCAAGAGCAAAAGCAAAGACCCAGAACUAGAUUGGUUUGCAGAUAUGACACCGGAAAUAAACAUUUCUUCUGCCUUUUCUGCUUCUGGAUACCAUGAAUUUGAAAAUAAAACACAGACUGAUGUUAUAACAGAUUCAGAACAAACUGCUACAUUUUCAUCCAAAUUUGCUGCUGCUGAAAAUACAGAGAUGGAAGCAGAAGGCUGGGGUGAAGAGAAUGACUUCAGCUGGGAGGAAGAUGCCAAUAAUGUGUGA